Molecule: messenger RNA, 1193 nt
Organism: Truncatella angustata
Lineage: Eukaryota; Fungi; Ascomycota; Sordariomycetes; Amphisphaeriales; Sporocadaceae
Exons: 2
Coding region: 252-992 (246 amino acids)
Source: RefSeq, a predicted model, not a curated record
CUCAAAGCCCUUCCACAUUAAUUUACCCUCAGAAUGGCGCUUCCGGAAAACUCAACUGCACGCGGAGUGCUUUAUCCCGGGGUGGUUGAACCCCAGGUUCUAUUCAUCGAUCCAGGUACCAAUCUGCCAUUGGAUCAAAUCAAGCGAACACUGGCGGGCAUCAAGUCCGCUAUCCUCAAAGACAAGGACGACGCUGAAAAGAAUCGUGUCGAGAACAUUUGAUAGCAAAUCUGUUGAUCGGGAUCGCCUACAUGCGGCAGAAAAAGGGUGACUCGGCCAAGCUUCAAGUCACCCACAGUCUCAACUUCAUCUGGCCGAUAAUUUAUGCAGCCGUAUCGGGUACCGGUCUUUUUAAAUCUUACCGGAGUGCGGCGGGCUUCAUCUACGUGCCACUUUGCAGUCUCCUAAACCCAGUCCAAGACGCAAAGGGCAAGACCCAAAUGCGCAUAGACGAGCUUUGGCGCCUACACGUCUGGCUCCCCGAUGGCAAUCGCGGCACGAAGGGGUUCGAGCCCCACAUGCAUAAUACCAACACCAUUUCCUGGAUCCUGGCUGGCGAUGGAGAGAACCUCUCGUGGAAUGUUGAGCGCAACGCAGACAAGGAAAACGCCUCGCACACCGAGUAUACGGUUAACUUUAGUGACGGCAAGACGUCAGACGUGAGCUAUAAGCCACACCAAACAGAAUCCGUGGUCUACGCUUCUUCGAAGUACGCGAGGGCAAAAAUUUCACAUACCGAGCCGCUGAGCAGGAAUAUGACGUAUACGGUAACCCGGGACCAGUGGCAUAGCUCUCAUGUGCCGCCUGGGGCUGUGUUUGCGACACUGUUCUUCUUCGAUGGGAGUCCUGGCUAUAACGAGGACGCACCUAUUCUAGGCCCCAUACACGGAGAGAAAAAUGUACAGAGCAAGGAUCCGGGUGAUAAUGCCCCAGAAAAGAUAGUAAAUGUUGUUGAAGACCGGCGACAAAAGGAGCAAGCGGAUGAAGAGUAGUGUUUCACGGCUGUAGACUGUGUUGGUCACAUCACAGUACACGAGCUCUGGGUAGACCGAACGGUUUCGACAUUCAUGAUGUCGUGAUUAGGGCCCGGACAAAGCAUACAACAGGUCAGUUAGGUGAGGAGUUCGGGGACCGGGAGAAAAACGCAAGGCUACACAGCCAAUGUGUAGGUUUGUCCUGCUAUCAGACUUGGC